AUGGCUGAGAAGCAGAAGCACGACGGGCGGGUGAAGAUCGGACACUACGUGCUCGGGGACACGCUGGGCGUCGGCACCUUCGGCAAAGUGAAGAUUGGAGAACAUCAACUGACAGGCCAUAAAGUAGCAGUUAAAAUCUUAAAUAGACAGAAGAUUCGCAGUUUAGAUGUUGUUGGAAAAAUAAAACGAGAAAUUCAAAAUCUGAAACUCUUUCGUCAUCCUCAUAUUAUCAAACUAUACCAGGUGAUCAGCACACCAACGGACUUUUUUAUGGUAAUGGAAUAUGUAUCUGGUGGUGAAUUAUUUGACUACAUCUGUAAACAUGGACGGGUUGAAGAAAUGGAAGCCAGGAGACUCUUUCAGCAGAUUCUGUCUGCUGUGGAUUACUGUCAUAGGCAUAUGGUUGUUCAUCGAGACUUGAAACCAGAGAACGUGCUCUUGGAUGCACAGAUGAAUGCCAAGAUAGCUGAUUUCGGAUUAUCUAAUAUGAUGUCAGAUGGGGAGUUUUUGCGAACUAGUUGUGGAUCUCCAAAUUAUGCAGCACCUGAAGUCAUCUCCGGCAGAUUGUAUGCAGGUCCUGAAGUUGACAUCUGGAGCUGUGGGGUUAUUUUGUAUGCUCUUCUCUGUGGCACCCUCCCAUUUGAUGAUGAGCAUGUACCUACAUUAUUUAAGAAGAUCCGUGGGGGUGUUUUUUAUAUCCCAGAAUACCUCAAUCGUUCUAUUGCCACUCUCCUGAUGCAUAUGUUGCAAGUUGACCCUCUGAAGCGAGCAACCAUCAAAGACAUAAGAGAGCAUGAAUGGUUUAAACAAGAUCUGUCCAGUUACUUAUUUCCUGAAGACCCCUCCUAUGAUGCUAACGUCAUUGAUGAUGAAGCUGUAAAAGAAGUGUGUGAAAAAUUUGAGUGCACAGAAUCAGAAGUAAUGAACAGUUUAUAUAGUGGUGACCCUCAAGACCAGCUUGCAGUGGCUUAUCAUCUUAUCAUUGACAAUCGGAGAAUAAUGAACCAAGCCAGUGAGUUCUACCUCGCCUCUAGUCCCCCAACUGGUUCUUUUAUGGAUGAUAGUGCCAUGCAUAUUCCCCCAGGUCUGAAACCUCAUCCAGAAAGGAUGCCACCUCUUAUAGCAGACAGCCCCAAAGCAAGAUGUCCACUGGAUGCGCUCAAUACGACGAAGCCUAAACCUUUAGCUGUAAAAAAAGCCAAGUGGCAUCUGGGAAUUCGAAGUCAAAGCAAACCAUAUGACAUUAUGGCUGAAGUUUACCGAGCUAUGAAGCAGCUGGAUUUUGAAUGGAAGGUGGUGAAUGCAUAUCAUCUUCGAGUAAGAAGAAAGAAUCCAGUGACUGGCAACUAUGUGAAAAUGAGCUUACAGCUUUACCUGGUUGACAACAGAAGCUAUCUCUUGGACUUUAAAAGCAUUGAUGAUGAAGUGGUAGAGCAGAGGUCUGGUUCAUCAACACCUCAGCGUUCCUCUUCUGCUGCUGGCUUACACAGACCAAGAUCAAGUUUUGACUGCACAACUGCAGAGGGCCAUUCACUUUCUGGCUCUUUCACUGGCUCCUUGACUGGCAGCACGUUGUCUUCAGUUUCACCUCGCCUUGGCAGUCACACCAUGGAUUUUUUUGAAAUGUGUGCCAGUCUGAUCACUACUUUAGCCCGUUGAUGAUCUGUCUCUAGUCUCUGUGUUUCUGUUAUUGCACUGUGAAAACCAGAUAUAUUCUUGAAAUUAUUAUUUUACUCACUACUGGAUAUCAUACUCUGCAGUGCUCACUGAGAGAUGUAAAUACCUCCAAGGGUUAGUUAGUGCCAUUGAAAUUACUGAAGACAAAAAAGUGUGACAUUUUAUUUCUCUGUUGAAAUCUGUGAUUUAGUUUGGCCUGUGAUAAUUCACAUAGGCAGCUUUUUUUUAAUAGAUGAACAAUAAUGCAGAUUAUUGUUAAUUUUAAAUUGUGAGUUCACUGCAGUAUGAUUAAUACACCUUCAAUGAUGAACUGUCACAAUCUGAGAAUUUGGCAGCACUCACUUGCUUUACUGUUUGGUGUAGGUAAAUCCAGUGUAUUUCCUAAAUUUUAGCAGGCUUUAAGCUGUGUUUAUACCCUCAAUUUCUCUUGCACAAGAUCAAGAAAACAAACCAUUAGUAAGAUCAUAUUUAAAUGUUUAAAUCUUUAAAAGACUGCCCCCACAAUUUCAGAAGCCAAGUUCUUCUAGCAGUUUUUGCAAAUACUGCAUAAUGUUCAGUGGAAGGGCUGUGGUCCUUUUACAGGUAUCCAUAAUUUCCAAGUUCCUUAAAAACAGCUAUAACCAACU
Molecule: messenger RNA, 2303 nt
Organism: Orycteropus afer afer
Lineage: Eukaryota; Metazoa; Chordata; Mammalia; Tubulidentata; Orycteropodidae
Gene: PRKAA2
Product: protein kinase AMP-activated catalytic subunit alpha 2
Biological process (GO): intracellular signal transduction; protein phosphorylation
Cellular component (GO): cytoplasm
Molecular function (GO): AMP-activated protein kinase activity; ATP binding
Source: RefSeq, a predicted model, not a curated record